AGAGAGCAAAGUAUUUUCUGAUGUCGACAAUUGUAAACAUACUAGCCAGGAGGAAGGUUCAUUAUAUACUUAAAGACAAGUGGGCAAGUAAACAAAGAAUUACACCAUUUAGUCCACUUAUUAAUAUUGGAAACAAAGUUACAAUGGCAACAAGUGCAAAUGAUUUUGAUUUAAAACAGGGAAUUCUUGACAUCGAAACACCCAGGGGGCAACAUUUGAGGGGUGUUUAUAAGAAAAGUUUUGCCUAUCACACAUUUCGACAUCGCAUACCCAAUAUCUUGGAUAGUCUUUUGGAUUCUAUGAAGAAAGAUUUGAGUGGAAGUACAUAUUCGCAGGACGAUAUUACUCAAGUACUUACCAGCAUAGAAAAACUCAAGGAUAGCAUAGCAAAUAACGGUCCCUUGGAAAACUUCCAGCCCAACGAACACGAUAAUGAUAUUGAACUUUGGAACAAAUUUUUGUCAACUCUACCAGCCGACGCAUCCUUCUACAACAUCUGUUGGCUUUAUGCUGAAUGUUAUUUAUAUAGAAGGGUUUAUUCCUAUUUUAGAUCUUCCAAUAGCUUAAGGGAAUACGACUAUUUCAGUCCGCAGAAAAUGCACGCACUACAUAUUUCCAUUGGUGCCAUGGUAGAAUUGAUAAGAAAUACCAAAACAUUGGGAAAUAAUUUUGAAUCAUUUUCGCAUAUGCUUAAGCUAAACCUUUGGGGCAAUAAAUGUGACCUCUCGUUAAGUACUGGCCAAGAUGUUAAACCUCUUGACAAUCUCAAUAAACUUGUGGAUAGUCUUAAUGGGAAUAUAUUAACAGAUGACUGUGUCCACAUUUGGAAUUGCAUACAAAGUGGAAUGGCGCAACAGCAGAAAACCCAAAAGCGGUGUGUAGACUUUGUAUGUGAUAAUGCUGGUUUUGAACUAUUUACCGAUUUGCUAUUGGGCAAAUAUUUGAUAGAGCAUAAUUUAACGGACAUGGUACGUUUUCAUGUAAAAACAAUGCCUUGGUUUGUUUCGGAUACAACACCUCCCGAUGUUCAAAACGCUUUGAAAUACAUGGAGAAUCAUGCGACUGCUGACCUAAGUGAUUUUGGUAAACAAUGUUUAGGCUAUUUCAAUAAUGGUAUAUUUGAAAUUGAAGCCAGGGAGAGUUUUUGGACGACACCCUAUGAGUUCUAUAGAAUGAACGAUAUAGCACCUGGUCUAUAUCAACUUCUAUCAACGUCGCUACUCAUUAUCUUUAAAGGGGAUUUGAACUAUCGCAAACUUUUAGGCGACUUCAAUUGGGAUCCAACUGAGAACUUUCAAAAGUGCCUACGAGGUUUUAAUCCUUCUAAUUUGUGUACUCUACGCACAGUUAAGGCUGAUCUGAUUUGCGGCUUGAAACCAGGUCUGGCUGAAGAGCUAACUUCGAAAACGAAUGACUGGAUGCUUACUGGAGAAUAUGCUGUCAUACAAUUUGCUAAAGGCGCCAAGGAGAAUUGAUGCGAAAGCAUUACUGAACAUCUCAUAUACACAUUUUUGACAAAAAGAAUUGCUGCCGUUUUAACAACUUUUUUUUGUAAAAAAAAUACAAAAGCAUUUUAUUGAUACAUAUAUGUAUGUAUAUUAGAGU
Messenger RNA from Stomoxys calcitrans (stable fly), 1605 nucleotides. Its product is annotated as damage-control phosphatase ARMT1. Gene Ontology annotation, molecular function: phosphatase activity. The transcript is spliced from 6 exons. Gene Ontology annotation, biological process: DNA damage response. The record is from RefSeq and is a predicted model, not a curated record. Gene Ontology annotation, cellular component: cytoplasm; nucleus. Lineage: Eukaryota; Metazoa; Arthropoda; Insecta; Diptera; Muscidae. Bases 21 to 1475 code for a protein of 484 amino acids.